AUGAGUGGCAGUAAUUACCUGCUGUACCAAGGGUCUGGCCGGGGGGACCGGUCAGAUUCCUACCAUGACCGAAGGUAUGAUGGUUCUCCACGACAUUAUAGAGACCGCGGCGGGCACCGAGGACGUGGAUACGAUAACUACAGAGGAGGCUAUAGGGGCCGUGAUUAUGGAUCCUACCGUGACUCAAGAGACAGAGAUCCAAGAGACAGAGAUCCAAGAGACAGAGAUCCAAGAGACAGAGAUCCAAGAGACAGAGAUCCAAGAGAGAGAGAUGCAAGAGAAAGAGAUCUAAGACAUAAAGGCGAAUCAAGAGAAAGAGAUCCCAGAGAUCGUGUACGGGACAGAGAAUACAGAGAAGAUUAUCGUAGAGAAGAUGACGAGCUACGGUCAAUGCCAGAUAAAAGAGACAGACCCGAUAGACCUGACAGGCCUGAUAAACAUGACAGACACGAGCGAAGACCUCCCAGAGGCGGAUACAGAGGCAAUCGAGGAGAUAGAGAAGGAUUCCGAGCUGGAGGAAAUGAUAGCCCAGAACACAACCUGGUUUCUGGAGGAGCAACCCCUAAAGAUCGAGGUUCCAUCUCCAGUUCCAAAUUCUCUGACCCUUGGAUUACCAUUCUUCGUAUUGGAGAGGGAAAAACAGCAGCUCGUAUGGAUGCAGCCUACAAGGAACUUUCUAAUGUGAACAAAACCAUCUCAGAACUUCAGGCAGAUGCAAUGAAGCUCACGAGUCUGUUGGAAAUGUUAGAGGUGUAUGCUUCGCGAGACGCACUCAAUGUCGAGAUCAGCAAAGAGAAGCUCGAUGAGUUUACCUACUUGUAG
Molecule: messenger RNA, 822 nt
Organism: Sungouiella intermedia
Lineage: Eukaryota; Fungi; Ascomycota; Pichiomycetes; Serinales; Metschnikowiaceae
Source: the annotation of a GenBank genome assembly